Molecule: messenger RNA, 3303 nt
Organism: Eptesicus fuscus (big brown bat)
Lineage: Eukaryota; Metazoa; Chordata; Mammalia; Chiroptera; Vespertilionidae
Gene: DCAF16
Product: DDB1 and CUL4 associated factor 16
Exons: 3
Coding region: 940-1590 (216 amino acids)
Cellular component (GO): Cul4-RING E3 ubiquitin ligase complex
Source: RefSeq, a predicted model, not a curated record
GAUUUUUUUACAGAGAGGAAGGGAGAGGGAUAGAGAGCUAGAAACAUUGAUGAGAGAGAAACAUCGACCCGCUGCCUCCUACACACCCCCUACUGGGGAUGUGCCUGCAACCAAUGUACGUGCCCUUGACCGGAAUCGAACCUGGGACCUUUCAGUCCGCAGACCGACGCUCUAUCCACUGAGCCAAACCGGUUUCGGCUGGAAAAGUUUUUAAAAGAUAGUAUACUGCAAAAUGAAAAGGUGGAAUUUGGUUGAAAGAAAAAUAAUAAAAAUGUAAGAGGACAGAAGAAUUAAAAGCCAACAGCUUCUCCUGUCUCAAUAAAAUAAAGACUUACGGUUAAGGCUACCUUUCCAGAUAGUCCAACAGCUAAGUCACCAUUUUCCAAGGGCAUUUGCACCACUUAUGGAAAACGUCGGAUCCGUGCACACCAGAUGUCCUUGACAACUCAUCCCACCAUCCCCUGCACAACAUUUGCUGCACCAGCAGACUAUGAAGCCAACCACUGAGCUUCUUUUCAUUACCAAGUAGAUAUAAUAUCCCUGACAACAAACAGAGGACACAAGUGUCUCUUCACAGCAUCACGGCCAGUUGAGACCACGCUAAGAAAAUCAGCUUGCCUAUAUGAAGACUCCUUCUCUUCUUGGGUAGCCAGGAUUUAAAGGAGAGACUCUGACCUGUGCCGCUGGUAAGUGACUAAUUUUACACACUGAACUGGUCCUGAGAACCAACAUGUCUUCUUUGUAAGUGAAGACUAUACAACAUAAUCUCGAAGAACUGCGUAGUGGUGCAAGCCAGAGGCAUACUGUGUGUGUAAUGGACUCAGAAACAGGCAAGUUAAUCUUGUUGAAAGGAUUUUUCAUCUUUUGUUCUAUUUGCCAGUGUUAGUGUUUUGCUGUCUUCAAUUGUUACCUUUUUCUGGUUCCUUCUUUUCUAUUCUUAUGGGUCCCAGAAACCCCUCUCCUGGUCCCUUAUCAGAAUCAGAAAGUGAGGAAGAAGAAAACGCUAACUAUCUAAAUGAGAGUUCUGGGGAAGAGUGGGAUUCCUCUGAAGAAGAGGACCCUGUGGUGCCCAACCUGACACCUCUGGAGAGUCUUGCCUGGCAGGUUAAGUGCCUUUUAAAAUAUUCAACUACUUGGAGACCUUUAAAUCCUAAUUCCUGGUUAUAUCAUGCUAAACUCUUAGAUCCAAGCACACCGGUCCAUAUACUUCGAGAGAUAGGUCUAAGACUCUCCCAUUGCUCCCAUUGUGUACCCAAACUGGAACCAAUUCCUGAGUGGCCACCUCUGGCUUCUUGUGGAGUCCCACCUUUUCAAAAGCCACUGACAAGUCCCAGCCGGCUUUCCAGAGAUCACGCCACUCUAAAUGGAGCACUGCAAUUUGCCACCAAACAGUUAAGCCGAACCUUGAGUAGAGCCACUCCCAUCCCUGAAUUCCUAAAACAGAUCCCUAAUUCAUGUGUUUCUGGUUGUUGCUGUGGCUGGUUAACUAAAACAGUUAAGGAAACAACCCGCACUGAACCUAUCAACACCACUUACUCUUACACUGACUUCCAAAAGGCAGUUAACAAACUCCUAACUGCAUCACUGUAAAGAUUCACCAUUUGCUCUGGUAUCUCCUAUGUUUCUGAUUGAGAAAGUAAUACAAGUUACACAGCCCAGAGCUGAGAAAGGAAAGCCUUCUCAACCAAACUGCCCUGUCCUGACAAGCUGAAUAUCUAAGAGGCCCAUCAAUCAACUGCAGAAAACAUGCUUUGUGAGCACUCACUUUGAUAGACCCUGUGGAUAAAACAAGAACUUCAAUAGAGAAUUCGUCAAAAGGAACAGUGUUGCAAAAAAUAAAUUGGCUAUUCUACACCUUCAGUUCUCCCCCGCAACUUACUCUGCCUAACUGAAUAGACUCUAACUCUAGGUAUCUAAUGACUAAUGGGAAGGACAGGGCAGGCAACUCUUUUCUUACCCAGCCUUCACAGCAGCCAUUGUGGAAAGGGGGAGGUUAGCUACUCCCAAUAGUACCUUCCUAAGCAUGCUCUUCUCUGACAUUCAUUUUUAGGGAGGUAGUUAAAAUUGAAUAAUUUGACAAAAAAGAAAAUGGUGGGAAUAUGAUUUAUCUCACAGCUUUUAUAUGGAUAGGGCUGCAUAUGGCAUUAAACAGGCACCUGUUCUAUAAGGAAUAUAUUUCCUGCAUCUUGGCACCCAGACUUUAGUCAAGAGGAAAUGAAAUACAUUCCAAAAGACCAAAGAGAAAGGAUUAUUAAGAGAGCAUUUAUGUUUUCUAUACUAACUGCUAGUGGAUUAAAGUAUUUCAGUCUGUAUGUUUCCUGGUACAGCACUUAAUGCACUUUCCCAUCCAUUGCAAACUUUCCAGGAUCGCUUCUAAAUGUAAAGAACCUUAGUAUGGAAAGUCUCAGCCUAAUAUAACCUGAAGUUAGAGUUUUUUAGUAUCAUUGUUUUCCUACAUAGAUUAGCUUUAGAUCUAUCUGAACAAGGAAGUAUAUGUACUCUUGUAAAUGGGUCUUGCAGUGUUUAUUUAGAUGAGUCAAAAUGUAGAAGUCAGCAUAAAUAAAAUGCAUGAGACUGUUAGAUCUUUUCACACCAUAAAGACUGAAACCUGUCUAUGAUCCUGGUUGACGGCAUCUAAAGGAUUCAGAAAAUAGAUUGUUAAAGAUUUAUCUUAUACCCCCUUAUUUUAGUUUUGCUUUUUCCUAUUCUCCAUAACUAAGUGCUGUCUACAAUGUGGCAUCAAAACCUUAAAGCAUUAAUAGAAUCACAAAUUCUAUAAAUGUGUAGCAACUUUAGGAGAGAGAAGGAUGGUUAUAACCUAUUAAAGCAUUAAUAGAAUCACAAAUUCUAUAAAUGUGUAGCAACUUUAGGAGAGAGAAGGAUGGUUAUAACCUAAUGGGUAUUUCUGCUGAGCCUUAGUUGUCUUAAAGAAAAAAAGGAUGGGAUUGUAAUUGGUAGAAAAAACGUUUGUUGGUAGAAAAUGAUUGAACUGAAACCGUAUCACACUGUUAGUGUAACUGAAUGUAUCAGAAACUGUUCCUAUGUAGAUGUUUUCUGUGAAACUGAUUUUUUAAAUGUUCCAACCUGUUUUUUUAAGGGGAGAUGGGAAAGAUAGGGAAAUCAAAAAAUUAAAAUAUGUUGUUUAUGUAACUAUAAUAUGUUUCUUUUUCUCUGUGUGUGUUGUGUGUGUGCGUGUAUGUGUAAAAAUGGCUUGCUCAUAAACACAUUUUUGCUAUUCACUCCUAAGGGAAGCCUUUCCCCAACUUUGCAGCUGAAUAAACCAACAGCUUUGUACAUGCUGAA